Messenger RNA from Pisolithus orientalis, 927 nucleotides. RefSeq lists its product as uncharacterized. The record is from RefSeq and is a predicted model, not a curated record. The coding region runs from base 240 to 734 and encodes 164 amino acids. The transcript has 4 exons. Lineage: Eukaryota; Fungi; Basidiomycota; Agaricomycetes; Boletales; Pisolithaceae.
UAUCUCCAGGGCACGCAGAUAUCUAGGCACGAGUGGAAGAAGAUAAUCAAGAAUGGAAUCACCCAUCCACCAGCCGAAGUUGGGAGAGAAAUUUCAAACGGUUUCUGUGAAGGUGUGGAAAGCGAGUCCAUGGAGGAACGCGCGUUUCGCGGCCUACACCAAGAUUCGAGCCCUUGAAUUACUGGGAUUCCCCACGACCAAUUCGAACCUAUAGCCCAAACGGUCAGCCCACUCCGCACAUGUCCUCCGAGGAUGUAAUCGUUGUGUCUACGCCGCACGGGACACAAUUUCCUGCAGAAUUCGUCACUUCCCUGGACAGGUACGAACUACUAAGCAAGCUAGGAUUGGCGCAUAGCUUCCUAAUCGACACACAGGUGGAUGCCAAAACCUACGUUGCUAUCAAAAUCCUGAUUAGGGGUACGAGCAAACCCAGCGAAGGUGCUGAAGAAUGUAAUGUAUUUACGAAGAUCAAAUCUGUCAAUCAAAGCCCUCGGGGUUUCAGUACUAUCUCUCUUCCUGGACCACUUUUUCAUCGAGAGUUCCACCGGAAUUGGAAAGCAUACAUGUGUUUCGUUACGCAUGUCUUGGGCAUGAGUUUAGAAACGUUGCGCCCUUCUGGCCGGAAAACAUUCGCAGUAUCCAUUGCGACGCGCAUCAUCAAUGUGGAUACGCUCACACAGACCUUAAAUCUGACAAUGUUCUUGUACAACUGGGAGAUGUGCCUAGCACAGUGAUUGACGACUAUCUACAAGCCAGCUGAACUGUCACUUACGUUGUCCACACGCCCGAAGAGCCGUUGUCCCAACCUGUCAUCUUCACCCAGUCCCAACUUCUUCCAAACUUCGGCCUCAGCACGUCCUUCGAACAUUUCCGUGUGCCUCAUCAAUUACAGUGAAAGUACGGAUAUCAUUUUUGUGUUGACACUCA